Myiozetetes cayanensis is the source of this 1182-nucleotide messenger RNA. It is a transcript of the gene IQCK, whose product is annotated as IQ motif containing K. Gene Ontology annotation, molecular function: protein binding. The record is from RefSeq and is a predicted model, not a curated record. NCBI's taxonomy places the organism in Eukaryota, Metazoa, Chordata, Aves, Passeriformes, Tyrannidae.
AUGACUUUUCACUUACUUAACACUGACCUUCACAUCACAUCACUUUAGUGCCCACUCAGCACUGCAGGAUCCUUUCAAGGCACCCGAGUUAUUACCUUAAAUCUGCUCCUGUCUGCCGUUUCUCAUCCCUGCUCUCCGUCUCCUCUCUCGGGACACUCGCACCUACCAACAGAGUAUGAAGCAGAACACCCUCAAUUUCCAGAUGUUCCUCAAUCAAAACAAGAAUCUGUGUCUCUGGAAGCAGGAAUAUUGCAGCCAUUAGACAUGGAACAAGUCAAUUCUGCCCCUGCAGCUGGUACUGUUGACCAACAGUUGCUUCCUAAAGCUGAGGCAGCCCCCUCUUCAGAACCACCUGACCCAAAAACAUGUUCUCCACGAGAAUACUUAGAGUUCUACAUAUUUCCAGUACUCUUACCUGGACUGGCUGAACUUCUGCAUGAAGCAGAGAAAGAAAAAUGUUUUGAGGGAAGAAGAACCAAAUUUAUUGCCUCUGAUUUCCUAACUGAGUGGUUAUACAACAAGAACCCAAAGAGAAAAGAUGAGUCAUUCACAGAAUUCUUUUCCAUUCCUUUUGUUAAGGACUGGCUCAAGGACCAUCCUAGGCCACCAAUUCCUCUAUCUCUGCUUCUAUCAGAAGAAGAAGCAAGCAUAAUAAUUCAGUCCUUCUGGAGAGGUUAUCGGGUCCGUUGUAAUAGUGAAAUACAAGAGCUACGUCAGUGGCAAAAGAAGUUCAGAGAGGAAAGACACAUUAAUAAAGUAGUGACGCAAUUCUGGACUAAGCAGGAAGCCAAAGUGGGAAGAACCUUGGAAGACUUGGAAGAACAUACCCAAAGUCAUCCAAUAUGUCAACUUUAGUUUCCUCACUAACAUUGCAAAACACAAAGCUCAAGGACUAAACUGUGUGAUACUGAUUUAGAAACUCUCUUAGCACUGUAGUUUUACUUUCACACUGUAAAUCAAAGGGAGAUUAUACAAGGAUCUAGCAUGCCAAGACAAAAUUCAGUCCUGGUCUAAGUGAACACAAUUCUGUUAAAACAGAUGGUAUUGUGCACAUUUAGCCAAAAAUGUUGAGUCUAUGUUUAUCUUGUUUUCUUGAAUGCUCACUUAAAACCUUUUCUGACAGGAACAAAACUCUGGAUUAAAUAAAUGGGGUUACACCCACACGUAGGCAAGUGUUAAAGC